GGUCUGUGAACUUCACUGACCGCAAAACAAGCGAGAAACUCCCUCACCGCGCUCGGAUUUUACAAAAGUGGGAGACUGUACGAUCCUUGGCAGUGUUCUGAGACUGUACAGUCACUUUUGCCCUGCGGGUGGACUUUACUGCAUUUUCACGAUCAAUUGUGCGCACUUUUCUGUUAUUUAAGGCGAGCGUUUUUGGUGGUUUGGAGCGCGUCCUGUUUGCACAGAGAUCGGACUGCGAGGGGACAGAGAGAUGACAGCUGAGAAAGAGAAGAAGAGGUGCAGCUCAGAGCGGCGUAAGGAGAAAUCUCGAGACUCGGCGCGCUGCAGGCGCAGUAAGGAGACAGAGGUGUUUUAUGAGCUGGCCCGCCAGCUUCCUCUCCCACACAGCGUCAGCUCACAUCUGGAUAAAGCCUCCAUCAUGAGACUGGCCAUCAGCUACCUGCAGACACGCAAACUCCUCACCUCAGCCUGUGCUACUGCCACAGAGAUGACAGAUGUAGACAGACUGAUGGACAGUUGGUAUCUGAAGUCACUUGGCGGCUUCAUUAGCGUGGUAACAUCAGAUGGAGACAUGAUCUUCUUGUCCGAGAACAUCAACAAAUUCAUGGGUCUCACACAGGUGGAGCUCACAGGGCACAGCAUCUUUGAGUUCACUCACCCCUGUGACCAUGAGGAGAUCUGCGAGAACCUCAGCCUUAAAGCCGGCAUGGGAAAGAAAGGCAAGGAACUGAGCACAGAGAGGGAUUUCUUCAUGAGAAUGAAAUGCACAGUCACGAAUCGCGGGCGCACAGUCAACCUCAAGUCAGCCAGCUGGAAGGUUCUGCACUGCACAGGGCACCUGAAGGUGUGUAACGGCUGUCCCGCACGAGUGCUGUGCGGAUUUAAAGAGCCACCGCUUACCUGUGUGGUCAUGAUGUGUGAGCCCAUUGGCCAUCCAUCAAACAUUGACACACCGCUCGACAGCAAGACCUUUCUGAGUCGCCACAGCAUGGACAUGAAGUUUACUUACUGCGAUGACAGAGUUACUGAGUUGAUGGGUUACAGUCCUGAAGAUCUUCUCGGCCGAUCGGCGUAUGACUUCUAUCAUGCUCUGGACUCCGACAACGUCACCAAAAGCCACCAGAACCUGUGCACUAAAGGCCAGGCGGUGAGCGGUCAGUACAGGAUGUUGGCUAAGAAUGGGGGCUAUGUGUGGGUGGAGACCCAGGGUACCGUCAUCUACAACAGUCGCAACUCCCAGCCCCAGUGCAUUGUGUGCGUGAACUACGUGCUGAGUGACGUUGAGGAGAAGUCCAUGAUCUUCUCAAUGGACCAGACUGAGUCUCUGUUCAAGCCUCACCAUCUGAACCGUUUCUUCAGUCCAAGCAAAGGCGACCUGGGCAGUGAGCCAGGAGAAAUGCCAUUCACCAAACUCAAAGAGGAGCCUGAAGAUCUCACCCAGCUGGCACCUACACCUGGUGACACCAUCAUCUCUCUUGACUUUGGUAACUCCCAGUAUGAGAAGCACCCGAUGUACAGCAAAGUGUCUACUGUGGUUCCUCCUGUCUCUCACUCUGUUCAUGAUGGCCACAAGACGAGUUAUGCUGGAGACACUGCCAAGAUGGCCGCCACUUUCUCUGUGCCUCAGGCUCCGCCUCCCAGCAGCACAACUCCCAGCCUAAGCAGCUGCUCUACACCCAGCAGCCCUGGUGAUUACUACACCUCAGUGGACAAUGACCUGAAGGUGGAGCUGACUGAGAAACUAUUUUCCUUGGACACGCAAGAGACCAAGACUUCCUGCAACCAAGAGACUGACUUGAGUGAUCUGGACUUGGAGACUCUGGCUCCCUACAUCCCCAUGGAUGGUGAGGACUUCCAGCUCAAUCCCAUCUGCCCGGAGGAGCCGUCAUCUGAGAUCGGAGCCCUGAGAACCAACCAGCAGAGCUUCAGCAACAUCACAAGCCUCUUCCAACCCUUGAGUUCCCCUUCAACAGCCCACUUCCAGCCCAACGUGAGUUCAGGAGGGGAUAAGCAGAGCAUCAACGGAGGCUCUGUGGAGACGUGGUCAUCUGUACCCUACAGCAGGGGUCCCAUGCAGAUGCCUCCCUACCAUGAUCCCGCCUGCACCCCGCUGUCCUCUAUGGGAGGCCGUCAGAAUCUGCAGUGGCCGCCUGACCCGCCGUUACCCAGUAAGGCUUUAAUGAUGGAUCCUUUAGCUGCAAAGUGCACUAGCCAAACUGUGCCAGCAAAUCGAAUGCCACCUUAUUUGCAAAGGCCCAUGGAGAACUUUGUGCAGAACUACAGAGAUAUAAGUCCAGCUCGACUUGCUCUUGCUAACAAUUUCAAGCGCUCCUUCACACAGAUGACAAUGAGUGAGACGCCCCCCACAAAAUCACAACACACAAUGUGGAAGAGACUUCGAAAUGAGAGCUGUGCCGUCAUGGACAGGAAAUCACUCAGCACUAGCGCUUUGUCAGGGUCACAAAUGUAUUUCUAUCUAGACAAAGACAUGGCCCAUAAUGGAGGCAUGGACCAGCAGCACAGGAAGACCCAGUAUUCGGGGAAUCAGGCCAGACAGGCGACAAAACGCUAUCAAGAACAGUGCUGUAACUACAGAGAGUUCAACAUGCAGCCUUCCUCCAAAAUGGAUGGAGUCGUGAGCCGUCUUAUCGGGCCCUCCUUCGAGACCUACUCUCUGCCUGAACUGACGCGUUACGACUGCGAGGUCAACGUCCCGUUGCAAGGCAAUCUUCAUUUGCUGCAGGGCAGUGACCUCCUAAGAGCAUUAGACCAGACCACUUAAACCGGUUUCUCCACAGCAAUGCAGUCCUACUUUACCGGACCCUAACUCUCAUCUCAUAGCCACCAUCCUGACAAUAAGCAUCCCAGCUUUAGCACAUCCCACAAACACCCUCUCACAGUCAUAUCUACCUGAGCGCAUACAUGGCAAAUGUAGCUUUGAUUCUAUUUUUAUUGUCUACAUCUUCAUAAAUUAUAUACAUGUACUAUUUUUUUUUUAGUUACAAGACAGUUUCUGAAUGAAUUUAAGUGUUUUUGGAGGAGUUUAAAUUUUGCUUUUUGUCUUCAGCUGUCCAUUUCUCUGCUUGUCAGAUCGUUUCGGCGAAGCUGUUUUCAGCAUAUUCUCCUCUUUUUCUCUAUCAAUGUCAAACGAAAAAAAAAAGAA
Sinocyclocheilus rhinocerous is the source of this 3163-nucleotide messenger RNA. Its product is annotated as endothelial PAS domain-containing protein 1-like. Lineage: Eukaryota; Metazoa; Chordata; Actinopteri; Cypriniformes; Cyprinidae. The transcript has 16 exons. The record is from RefSeq and is a predicted model, not a curated record. Gene Ontology annotation, biological process: regulation of transcription by RNA polymerase II; cellular response to hypoxia. Bases 251 to 2782 code for a protein of 843 amino acids. Gene Ontology annotation, molecular function: DNA-binding transcription factor activity, RNA polymerase II-specific; RNA polymerase II transcription regulatory region sequence-specific DNA binding; protein dimerization activity.